AAAAAGGCAACAGUGCCUGGGCCGUGCACCACAUUCCCUCUCCUCAUCCCAGGCAGGCAGACUCGCUCUCAGCAGCCAUGUCCUUCUCCAGAUCUAGCAUGUCCUACAGCAGCAGCGGCGGUGGAGGCGGAGGUGGCACCAUGUCCAUGAGGUCUGGAGGUGGAAUGGGUAUGGGCUCCUCCCGCUUCUCCUCGAUGGGUGGUGGUGGUGGAGGUGGAGGAGGCCGCGUCACUACCAUGAGGGCCGGCAGUGUGUAUGGAGGAGCAGGAGGCUCUGGGGUGCGCAUCUCUAGCUCCUCGUUCGGUUCCAGCGGUGGAGGUGGUGGUGGUGGCGGUGGCGGUUAUGGUUUCAGAAUGGGAGGGGGUGGUGGUGGUGGCGGUGGAGCCGACAUGAAUGUGUCGGCCAACGAGAAGGCCACAAUGCAGAACCUGAAUGACCGCCUAUCCACCUACUUGGAGAAGGUGCGCAUGCUAGAGGCGGCCAACGCCGAGCUGGAGCUGAAGAUCCGUCAGUUCAUGGAGAGCAAGACGUCCCCCAGCGCUUGCGACUACUCUGGCUUCUACGCUACUAUCGCCGACCUGCAGGACAAGAUCCAGGAUGCCACCUGCUUGAACGGAAGCAUCUAUCUGAACAUCGACAACGCGAAGCUCGCUGCAGACGACUUCAGAAACAAGUAUGAGAACGAGCUGGCCAUGCGUCAGUCAGUGGAGGCGGACAUCACCGGGUUGAAGAGGAUGCUGCACGAGAUGAACAUGGCCAGAUCUGACCUGGAGAUGCAGAUCGAGGGACUGAAGGAGGAGCUCAUCUAUCUCAAGAAGAACCACGAGGAGGAGCUGCUGGCCAUGAGGACUCAGAUGACUGGACAGAUCAACGUGGAAGUGAACGCAGCACCACAGGAGGACCUGUCCAGAGUCAUGGCUGAGAUUCGUGAGCAGUACGAGGGCGGUAGUGCCAAGAACCAGCGUGACCUGGAGGCCUGGUUCCAGACCAAGACAGAGACGUUGAACAAGGAGGUGGCGUCCAGCACAGAGGUUCUCCAGACCUCCAAGUCAGAGAUUUCGGAGAUCCGUCGCACACUGCAGGGCCUGGAGAUUGAACUGCAGUCACAGCUCAGCAUGAAAGGCUCCCUGGAGAACACGCUGGCGGAGACGGAGGGCCGUUACUCCAUGCAGCUGGGACGCCUCCAGAGCCAAGUGACCAGCCUGGAGGAGCAGCUAGUGUCUCUCCGCAGCGACAUGGAACGCCAGGGCCAGGAGUACAAGAUGCUGCUGGACAUCAAGACACGCCUGGAGAUGGAGAUCGCUGAGUACAGGAGGCUGCUGGAUGGAGAGGCUAGCGGCCUCAGCUCCUCGAAAUCCGGCCAGGGCUCCUCCAGCUCUCACGUCAGCUCUUCUAGCUCCGGCGUCAGUGAAACCAAACAUACCUCUUAAGGUCCCACACACACAGCGAGCACUGCAGCAAGCAACGGCUUAACCCAAUAGAAAUAUAAUUACUAGAAUGGGUAGAGGAAAUGAGAGGCCAGCACAUGGAAUAGUACUGCUCCACAGUGCUUUGUUCAUGCAACCUAAAAUACACCUUAUACAAAGUCAUUGUCAGAUGAAAAUCCCUAUUUUCGUUAUCUGUCUUAUUUGUUAAGGGAAGCUCUGGUUAACUCUAGUUUAAGAUGUGAAUUCCAUCCUCCUAUUCUUUCUAGAAUGGCAAAAGCCCAUCAAAUACCCAUCAUGGAAAAUUGACUUGAAAGGGGAUUUAUUUUCUGAUAAUUCUAUUUCUAUGGUUAACACCUCCAGAACAACAUAUUCUACUACAUCUGGAUGGGACACCAACAACAGACCCCAUUGUGAAUACAAUAAAGAUGCUCUGACUUGCUGACACCAUCA
This is a messenger RNA of Oncorhynchus kisutch (coho salmon), 1877 nucleotides long. Its product is annotated as keratin, type I cytoskeletal 13-like. Gene Ontology annotation, cellular component: cytoskeleton. The record is from RefSeq and is a predicted model, not a curated record. NCBI's taxonomy places the organism in Eukaryota, Metazoa, Chordata, Actinopteri, Salmoniformes, Salmonidae. The transcript has 7 exons. Gene Ontology annotation, molecular function: structural molecule activity. Bases 78 to 1430 code for a protein of 450 amino acids.